Exophiala bonariae is the source of this 744-nucleotide messenger RNA. RefSeq lists its product as uncharacterized. The record is from RefSeq and is a predicted model, not a curated record. The coding region runs from base 1 to 744 and encodes 247 amino acids. The transcript is spliced from 4 exons. NCBI's taxonomy places the organism in Eukaryota, Fungi, Ascomycota, Eurotiomycetes, Chaetothyriales, Herpotrichiellaceae.
AUGGCAUCCUUUGAUGGAAGAGUUAUUGCUAUCACAGGCGCUGCUUCAGGAAUGGGGCUCGCCACAGCCCAACUUCUUGCCUCGCGAGGAGCACGUAUAUCUCUCGCUGAUCUUAACGAAGAGGGCCUCCAGAAGGCAAUCUCGAUGCUCUCCGGCUCUGAUGACGGUUCGCGGCAUUUGUGCACAGUUGUCGACGUGAGGAAAACUUCUUCCGUGGAUGCAUGGAUAGCAGCCACGGUCCAAAACUUUGGCUGCCUUGAUGGCGCAGUCAACAUGGCGGGAGUGAUCACUAAAGCAGCACCUAUCGUCGACGCGAGCGACCAAGAUUGGGACUUCGUUAUGGAUGUUAACGCGACAGGAGUUUUUCGGUGUUUGAGAGCCCAAUUGAGGGUGAUGAACGACAAGGGAGGCAGCAUUGUAUCAGCAGCAAGCACGUUCGGGCAAAUUGGUGCGCCUGGUAAUGUAGCAUAUUGUGCAAGCAAGGCGGCGGUUAUCGCGGCGACGCGGACAGCUGCCAAAGAACAUCAGCAUAUUCGAGUGAACUGUGUCGCCCCAGGCUCGGUGAACACGCCUUUAUCGGCAAGUGAAGAUCCUGAAGACGUCAAGCGCGGGUUGCAGGUCACGGCACAAAAGCGAAGAGCAGAGCCGCUUGAGAUCGCCAAGGUGAUUGCGUUCCUGCUAAGCGAUGAGGCUUCGUUCGUAACCGGUGCAGUCUACAAUGUGGAUGGGGGGUGGGUGUGUUGA